AUGGCUGAUAAAACUGUGAAGAAUAUUAUAAGCUUGCAGGCCGUGGUGGACAAGAGGAGCAACAAAAUUAUCUUCGUAGAGUCUGAUAAAGAUUUUAUUGAUGUUCUCUUGAGUUUCUUGACAAUACUAAUGGGAGCAAUUGUCAAGCGUGACACUAAACAUUUAGUAUCACGUUGCAUGAAUAAUUUGUCUGCCAGUGUUUGGGGACUUUUCCAGACUGAAGCAUGUAAAGAGAUGUUGCUAUGUCCCCACAAUGGGGCUGAAUCUCAUUCUGAAAACCUCAAACUGAAAAUUGACAAUGAUGAGCCGACAAGAUGCAUGAAUGUGAAGUGCCCACUUUCAGUUUCAUCCUCUGUUGAGCAAGAUGGGGGCAUCUUUGUAAAAGAAUCAGCUAGGUUCAUAGUGAGUGUUGAUUUACGUAUGAUGUCCCCGUUAUCGGUGGCAAGCGAUCCCGUGUUUACAAAGCUUGGAGCCAUGAAUGAGAAUAGCACUACUGAACAAAGGACUUUGAAUAUAGGAGCUCAUGAGGUUUUGAACUUGCUUCUGCGCUCAUUAGUAUCAAAGAAACCUCUGUCUGAAAUUUUGCUGAAACUUGAUCCUGUACCAAUUCCAAAUCCGAAUUUGAGCCUUGAUCAACUAAUAUUGACAAGUAUUGAAUCUCUACUACUUGGAGACAUAAUGAAUGAGGAGGAAGAAGAAAGGAUUGUUGUUAAGCUGACAGUUAGCGUCUCAAAGGAUAUUGUUUGUUAUCCCGAAGCAGGGGAGGAUUUUGCUAAUUUGCUCCUCAGUUUUUUGACUGUUCCACUUGGUUUCAUAGUAAAGUAUAUGAGGGAUGCCUCUUUCAAAGGGUGCAUUGAUCAGUUGCACAAAUGUGUCAAAGAUCUUGAUGAGCAGCACUUGAAGUCAAAUUACCACAGGGAAAUUCUACUGAGUCCUUAG
Molecule: messenger RNA, 939 nt
Organism: Prunus avium (sweet cherry)
Lineage: Eukaryota; Viridiplantae; Streptophyta; Magnoliopsida; Rosales; Rosaceae
Source: RefSeq, a predicted model, not a curated record